Trichosurus vulpecula (common brushtail) is the source of this 843-nucleotide messenger RNA. RefSeq names its product contactin-associated protein-like 2. The coding region runs from base 1 to 843 and encodes 280 amino acids. The record is from RefSeq and is a predicted model, not a curated record. The transcript is spliced from 4 exons. Lineage: Eukaryota; Metazoa; Chordata; Mammalia; Diprotodontia; Phalangeridae.
AUGACUCAGCAACAAUGUUAUUUACUUUUUCCCUCAGGGGCCGAUGUUAUCAAUUUUGAUGGCCAUGUUGUAUUACCGUACAGAUUCAAGAAUAAGAAGAUGAAAACUCUGAAAGAUGUCAUUGCUUUGAAAUUUAAAACCUCUGAAAGCGAAGGGGUAAUCUUCCAUGGAGAAGGGCAGCAAGGAGAUUAUAUUACCUUGGAACUGAAAAAAGCCAAACUGGUUCUCAACUUAAACCUGGGGAGCAACCAAUUUGGUUCCAUAUAUGGCCAUACAUCUGUGAUGACAGGAAGUUUGCUAGAUGAUCACCACUGGCAUUCUGUUAUUAUUGAACGCCAUGGACGGAACAUCAACCUGACUCUGGAUAGGCAUUUGCAACAUUUUCGGACGAAUGGAGAAUUUGAUUAUCUGGACUUGGAUUAUGAGAUAACCUUUGGAGGUCUGCCUUUCUCUGGAAAGCCAAGUUCCAACAGUAGAAAGAAUUUCAAAGGAUGCAUGGAAAGCAUUAACUACAAUGGAAAUAAUAUCACUGAUCUUGCCAAGAGGAAGAAAUUAGAGCCUUCCAAUGUGGGAAAUUUAAGUUUUUCUUGUGUGGAGCCACAUACAGUGCCUGUCUUCUUCAAUGCCACAAGUUACCUGGAGGUACUUGGCCGCCCCAACCAGGACCUAUUUUCAGUCAGCUUCCAGUUUAGGACAUGGAAUCCCAAUGGCCUUCUGCUCUUCAGCAACUUUGCAGAUGGUUUAGGGAAUGUGGAGAUUGACCUCACUGAGAGUAAAGUUGGUGUCCGUAUCAACAUCACAUUAAACAAAAAGAAUCAAAUUGACAUUUCCUCAGGUCAGUGA